Molecule: messenger RNA, 1189 nt
Organism: Macadamia integrifolia
Lineage: Eukaryota; Viridiplantae; Streptophyta; Magnoliopsida; Proteales; Proteaceae
Product: probable 6-phosphogluconolactonase 1
Exons: 3
Coding region: 116-901 (261 amino acids)
Biological process (GO): carbohydrate metabolic process; pentose-phosphate shunt
Molecular function (GO): 6-phosphogluconolactonase activity
Source: RefSeq, a predicted model, not a curated record
AUCCCCCCAUCAAUUGUCACCGUACUGUCUCUUUCUCUCUCUUCCUUCUUGCUUAUAAAACGAUGAGCUGGGACUUGGAGAGUUACCCGGAAGUAGAGAGAAGGGAGAGUCGACUAUGGGGAAGAGAGACCCAGAUGUGAGAGUGUUCCAUAACACUGAACAACUCUCUACUGCACUUGCAGAGUAUGUGAUUGAGAACUCUGAUGCUGCAGUGAAGGAAAGAGGAGCAUUUUCCAUUGUUCUCUCUGGGGGAAAUCUCAUCCACCUCAUGCGGAAACUAACUAAGCCUCCUUAUGUAAGAAUGGUGGAUUGGUCCAAGUGGCAUGUGUUUUGGGCUGAGGAGAACAUUCUCCCAAAGAAACACCCUGACAGUUUCUACCGCCAAGCCAAAGAAGCUUUCAUCUCUAAGGUUGCUAUAAAAUCGGAGAACAUUUUCUCAGUGAGACUCGGUGUAUCGGCGGAGAAGGCAAUGGAGGAAUACAAGUUUUCGAUCAGGCAGGUGGUGAGAAAUCGGACAGUGGAUGUGUCACCAUCAAGCGAUAAUCCGAGAUUCGAUCUGAUUCUGUUGGUGUUGGGAGAAGACGGACACGUAGCUUCGUUGUUCCCAGAGGACCCUGUGUUGAGUGAGGAAUCACAGUGGGUAGCAUGUGUCGCCAGAGAAGGAAAAGAAAGCGUCACGUUCACCCUUUCUGUGAUCAACUCUGCAGCCAAUGUUGCGAUUAUGGCUACUGGUAAUGACGUGGCUGAGAGCGUAUCUUUAGCACUUGGGGACCCACUCCCUAGUGGGUCCAACCCGGCUCAGAUGGUCUCACCCAGACAUGGAAAUCUUGUCUGGUUUGUUGAUGGCAGUGCUGCUUCUCUCCUCCCCGGGAACAACAGCGGGGAAAGCUCCGCCACGUAGGAUUCCAAAUUCCCCGGGAUUCGGGAUUCUGGAAUCUGGAAUCUGGAAUCUGGAAUCUGGAAUCUGAAAUCUGAAAUCUGAAAUCUGAAAUCAGGAAUCAGGAAUCAGGAAUCAGGAAUCAGGAAUCAGGCCUUCGUAUCUCUGGAAUCUGAUUUGACCUUUUCCGCUUUUUUUCUUUCUCUUUCGGAAUGUGUUGGGUCCCACUUGAGGUUGCCACGGACAUCACUAGUGUCGCAGCAGUUGCCGAGGAUAGAAAUUUGAAUCCUAUGAAAGAUUGAUAGUUUUAUC